Molecule: messenger RNA, 2359 nt
Organism: Tremella mesenterica DSM 1558
Lineage: Eukaryota; Fungi; Basidiomycota; Tremellomycetes; Tremellales; Tremellaceae
Exons: 7
Coding region: 94-2322 (742 amino acids)
Cellular component (GO): cytoplasm
Molecular function (GO): zinc ion binding
Source: RefSeq, a predicted model, not a curated record
UACCUAGAUUUACACUCACAAUAGAGCUUGAGGAGUAGCUUGAAAGAUAGACGGUCUCAAGGCUGGAGGUAGAAAGACUUGAGAAUCGACAAAAUGUCCCGACGUUUGGCGGCAUAUGGUCUAGCUUCCACUGCUCUGGCAGGGGUGGUGGUCACUUCUGCCAUAAAGAGCAGACCUAACUUCUUUUCUGCUGCUGUCGCGGUUGGUCGAAGUAGUGGGGCGUUGAUGAUCCUGGGUAACUUCGCACUCUUUAACGUCAUUUGCCUUGGUAUUGCACUCAAAACCAUCUUCUUCGGCCGACUUCGACCUAUCGAAUAUGAACACCUCUUUGAAAGAUUAUGGUUGUUCUUGACUGAGUCUCUAUUAGCAUUGACAAUAUUCCGAGACGACUUCAACGCUCCUUUCGCUAUCAUGUACAGUUUACUCUUAUUUCUCAAAUGUUUCCAUUGGAUUACUGCCGAUCGUGUCGACUACAUGGAUCAAAUCCCUCCUCCCGGCCCUCCAAUUACAUAUCAUCUCAGAAUAUCAUCCAUCAUCUCUCUCCUCACUGCAGUCGAUAUGAUUCUCGUCAUUUAUUCUCUCGAGACGAUCAUCCUCGAUGGACCAUCAGCCAUGAUCCUUUUCGCUUCGGAAUUCAUGAUUCUACUCGCUUCUAUCUCUGGCACCUUUGCCAGGUACAUGAUCGGUCUGAUAGAUUUAAGGAGAGCCAGGGGAAGGGCGGAUGCCCCAAGCUGGGAGGAAAAGUCGAUGUAUCUGUUUUAUAUCGAUCUUGCUGUUGACUUUACAAAACUCCUCACUUACCUCUCAUUCUUCGCUGUCAUCCUAAUGCACUACGGCCUCCCUCUGCACAUUCUCCGAGACGUCUACAUGACCCUCCGUUCCUUUCUCUCUCGCUGCGGAGAUCUUAUCCGCUAUCGUCGAGCUACGAGAGACAUGGACGCUUUGUAUCCUAACGCCACGGCGGAGGAACUGGAACGGUCGGGUGAUAGGACUUGUAUCAUAUGCAGGGAAGAAAUGAUUGCUGCUCAAGAGGACAGAGCAGGUAAUGGGGGACCUAAUGAGACGCCGAAGAAGCUGGCUUGUGGACAUGUCUUUCACUUUCAUUGUUUGCGAAGCUGGUUGGAGAGACAGCAGAGUUGUCCUACUUGUCGGCGAGACGUCUUGAGGACAGCCCCUACCCGACCUAGCGCCAGACCAGGUAGACCAGCCCCACCGGCACCUGGCGCUAUCCCGCAGGUCAACGCAGGGCCGAAUAACAAUCAACCCCUCAGAGCGGCAUACGAAGAUUUUUUUCGAUUUGCCCAGAAUCCAGACCAACCGACACCUGCAGGUGUACCACCCCCACGUCAAGGUGCCGCGAUAGCCGCGGAUCUAGAAGCAGCCGCCGACGCUCAGUUUCAGAGAGCUGUUCAACAUACGACACCCGUCGUGACUACGAAUGCCGCCGAAGCAAACGAUAGCGUCGAUGGCCAGAUUCAGCGAUCAAUCUGGGGCUCUAGAGUUGUACCGGGUCAAUUCUUUCCCCCGUUACUCGGUGCGACUCCUAGGUCUUCUCAAUCCACCCCGGUCAGACUAUCAACAGGACUCGCACCGACUCCCCGGCCAUCGCUUGGUGGUAUGAGCUCGAACAGAGUCCGAUUGCAACCUCCUGAACGAGUCGCAAAUGAACCUCUCGUUAAUCCCUCUCAAACCAGUCAAGAUCAAACACCGAAUGUAUCCGGUCCUUCGGGUGCUACCACACCUUUUCAUUCCAAUCCUCCUGUCAUCUUCACUUCCACUGGUGCUGUCCGGCCACCUUUAGGUCCCGCUCCAGCGGCUCCGAAUGGUAUCGAGAACGACGCUCGUAGGGUCGCUGCAGAGGCGGCGAUGAGAAGAUCAGGCUUGGUCCCUCCUGGAGAAAUGAGAACAAGACCGUCUUCACCUCUUGAACCUACCACCAUUUCACCCCAUAUUUCUGCCACCAAUCCUGAUUCUACUAUCCCACCUUUUGCUGUCAACACGGCCUCUGACAAUCCGUCAUCGGAUACUGCUUCACCCAAAGGAAAACAACGAGCUAUACCCGAUGACUGGGAUGCUCAACCCUUACAUAUCCCCCUCCUAUCUCCUCUAUCUUCUCAACCCCUCAUCCGACCAACAACCUCGUGGGGUCGACAUCCUGUGAACGUACGGGAGGCUUUGGACGAUAGAUUGAGGUUGUUACGCGAUGUGGACGAGGUGGUAUGGGGUUUGAUAGGAGAGUUGAGUAGGGCUAAAAGUGCUUGGGAGGGGGAAGAUCAAGGAGUUUCAUCUGACAAUAAUGGUAGUGGGACAGGGGAGGGGUGAUGUUUGUGUAUGUAUGCAUUGCCCGUGUGCUCUGUUC